AUAGCCUGGCUCUAGCUCACAGCUGUUUAACUGUUCCAUUUGGCCAUUGCCGCGUUUUCUUUUAUUUACCUCAGAAUCCAUUCCAUAAAAGCACCUUGUUUUCUUAAAAAAAAGUAUAUUUUCCUUUUAAUUAAUUCGAAACAUAUGUGUGUCGGUUUAAAAUAUUUUAAACAUGGCUUUGGCUUAUGAUAUGUGUUCUUCGCGUUGCUGCAAUAUCUGUCUUUUGUUGGAAGUGGAGAAACAAUCCAAAGGAGCUUCACCAUCAAAGGAGCCAAUGCCUCAGAAGUUGCACAAAUGCAGUGGCUGUCAGCUAGUAAUGUAUUGUAGUCAAGAGCAUCAGCGUAUGGAUUGGCAACUGCAUCGUGGUUUUUGUCGUGCCAUCAGCCAAAUUAUGAGCAAUUAUCAGAUCAAGCAUCCAUACCUUAUAAGUGGACAACCUCAUGAUAGUUACACAAUGGAACGCGCUAUACUUCAAGUUAAGUACUUGCUACGCACCUUACUUGGUCGAAAACUCGAAUAUCACGAAGAGGAACUGACUUCAUUCCCAGCAUAUUGCGAAAUUUGUUACCAUUUAGAACGCGUACAAAGUUGCACUCGCUGUCAUGGUGUCUCCUAUUGUUCACCGCAACAUGCUGCUCAGGACAGCGAACGUCACAAGGCCCGAUGUGGUCUUCUUCAACUAUACUACUGUCCAUACAAAGUACAACCACAAAUGUCGCCCGAUAUGUUAGUGGAAGAUUUACGCACACCAGUAGACGAUGUCCUAACUAUGGACUUGAAGCAAGCCUUCGAGCAUAUAACCUCGCGCAAGCUACCUAACGUGCCAACAGCCUCAAUGAAAAACUAUCAGCUCUUCUCAUGUGCCGGAGAUUUCAGUUGUAUUGGCACCAUUUGUUUCACACUCAGAUUCACUGAAAUGGCUGAGUUCAAAGGAAAUAAGUUUGCCAUUUUCAUCUUGGGCGCUACAGUAGAACAAGACCUUUGGUUUCGCCAAAUUCACACAAAAUGGUUUUUCUUGCAGUUCAAACAAAUAACAAGACUGGAGCUGUAUUUCAUUGGUCCAGAAGUAUUAGGAGCCGCAAGACGAGAAAUUACCUAUAAUUAUAUGGGUGCCGAUCGCACUGUGUUGUACACAAGUUAUCGUAUGCUGUUCCAAGAAUUCACCAAGGAGACCCGUCUGAAACCUUCAUUGAUAGCUAUUUUCAAUUGUGGUUUCUCCGAGCAUGCCCCAUCGACAGUAGCAGAGCAGAAGGAGCAACGUGAACGAACGGGCAUACCAGGUGAUGCAUGUGCCACCAAGGACACAUGGUCACAUGGCAUUUUAGAAAUGUUGCAAACCUACGAUUUGCCAAUACUCUUCACCUCGUUAACACGCCUUGAGGCAGACUUUGAUUAUGGCGCCAUUUUGCGAGUAGCUCAAGCCGAUCGUCUGGAAACGCGAAUCAAACGUCUUUUCGAUGUUAAGAAAAAUCCUUAUCGUGAUCUCCGUCCACUGAGAAACUGGCAAAACCAAAAUGACGAUGAUAUAUUUUACCGAAACGGCUAUGUGCAAGCGGUGAUAUCACAAAUUGCCAAAUGAGCGCUUGUAGUGCUCGAGCGUACUUUGGGUGUAGAGUGCAAUUUUUUAUGGAUUUUAUUUUAGCGAAACACUGCAUUUAUUUUCACUCUAUUAUAUACGUACAAAUUUAAAGUGGUUUAAACUUUAAAGAAAUAUUUUAAGCAUUUAUUAGAAUAUAAGAUAGAUAUUUACAUUUGAAGACUGCGCGUUUAGUUUUACAAAGCACAUUGUUGAUGUAAGAAUACAUGUACACACGUAUCUGCUUAUAGUUUAAAUGUGGGUUUAGUUCUAGACUUAAGAUUUUUAGUAAAAACUUG
This is a messenger RNA of Rhagoletis zephyria (snowberry fruit fly), 1875 nucleotides long. RefSeq lists its product as uncharacterized. NCBI's taxonomy places the organism in Eukaryota, Metazoa, Arthropoda, Insecta, Diptera, Tephritidae. The record is from RefSeq and is a predicted model, not a curated record.